Messenger RNA from Amphiprion ocellaris (clown anemonefish), 8528 nucleotides. RefSeq names its product coiled-coil domain containing 141 (gene ccdc141). The record is from RefSeq and is a predicted model, not a curated record. The transcript is spliced from 28 exons. NCBI's taxonomy places the organism in Eukaryota, Metazoa, Chordata, Actinopteri, Pomacentridae. Bases 147 to 6563 code for a protein of 2138 amino acids.
UCAGCCGUCGUCCUCCGACCAGUUCAGGAACAUCUCAACCACCUGAGCAGGAACCCAGAGAUCUUCAGAACCAGGAGGAGGAACCGUCUGAUGAAGAACCACAGGAGAACCGUUCCGUCCAUCGUCUAGAUCUAAAACAUUCCUCCAUGACGACCGGAGAAGAACUGCAGCCGGCCGGAUCCAUGAAGGUUCCUGGUUCCGUCACCACGCUGAGCACCAUCGCUGUCCAGGCCGGACGCUCGCUGAUCAUCGUCUCCAUCCUCAAGAGUGGGUCUCUGGUCCACCUCCAGCUGGUUCAGGUCCAACCAGGACUCUGUGAAAUCGGGUCGAACCAAGAGGAGAACCAGACAAUGGUCCAGGAGCUACAGCAGCUGUUGGACAGACUCAAGAAACAUGAGCUGGAGGUUCUGACUGCAGUGGCUCGGCAGCAGAAGACGGAUGGAUGGACAACAGAGGACAAACAGGAAGUGAUGGAUGCCAUGACGGCGUCUCUGAGAGAAGGAUGGUCACUGCUCGUCCACCUGCUGCACAGGAAGCAGGAAGUCCUAAAGACAGCGGCAGAGUUUCACCGCCAAGCGCUGGAGUUUUCCUUCAGUAUCAGCAGGUUGGAGAAUCUCCAGUUGAGUCCAGCUGGCAGAUCAACUGAAGUUCAGCUAAGAUUCGACUCCAUGAGACGAGAGGUUCUGGGGAAGUCUCUGCAGGUUCUGACCAGCAGCAGCGUUCUGCAGCAGAACCUACAGCAGCUGCAGAGGACCGAGGCCCUCCAGAGGACAGGAGGAGUUCUGCAGCACGAGGAGGAUGAGGAGAACUCCCAGAGCUCCCAGUACAGCAGCGAGGUGGCGCUCAGGCUGGACCAGCUGCUGGAGACACUGCAGGACCGGAGGCAGAGAGCAGAACAGGCGGUCCGAAUGCAGCUGCAACAGAACCAGAACCCAGGAGAGUCCAAAAGAACCGGUUCUGAACAGCUGAGUCCACCUGAGAACCUGGACCAGAACCACCAGUCUGGGUCCAGAUCAGAAGAAACCAUGGACCUGCAGCUAGAGACCGGAUCAGACCAGAAACCAGGAUCCAGAUCAGAAGAAACCAGAAACUUGACGGCUGAAUCGAGUGCAGACCUGAAACCCACAUUCAGAUCAAAGACUUCAGAUCCAGACCUGCAGCCUGUACCAAGAGUGGAGCUAAAACCUGGAUCCAGACCAGAUGACACCCAAAACCUGUGGUCCAGAUUAAGAUUAAACCUGAAAACUGGAUCUAGAUCAGACCUGAAACCAGAAUCCACAUUACACAUGAAGUCAGGAUCUAAAUCAGAGGACAUGGAAGAUCUGAAACCUAGAUCUGGAUCAGAGAACACUAAAGACCUGCAGACUGGAUCCAGAUCAGAGGAGACUGCAGAAGUCCAACCAGAAUUAGGAUCAGAUGGAUCCAGAGUAGAGUUAAAACCUGGAUCUAGACCUGACGAGACCCAAAACCAAUGGUCCAGAUUAAGACUAAACAUGAAGUCUGGAUCCAGAUCAGAACCGCUGGUAGACCUUCAGACAAGGUCUGGAUCAGACCUGAUGCCUGAAUCUAGAUCAGAAAAGACCAAAAACCAGGAGUGUAGAUCCAGAUCAUGGAGAACCAAAGACCUCCAACCCAGAUCCAGCUCAGACCUGCUGGCAGAGGCCAGAUCAGAGGACACAAACAUAAAGCCAGGAUCCAGAUUAGACCUGAGGUCUAACUCUGCAUUAGAGGAGACCAGAGACCUGCAGCCUGGAUCCAGACCAGAAGAUACUGAAGACCUGCAGACUGAAUCCAGACCAGAAGAUACCAGAGACCUUCAUUCUAGAUCCAGACCAGUGACCAAAGAUGUCCUACUGCAUUCUGCAUUAGAGGUUCAGCUCAGAUCCAGAUCAGAGAAGAACAAAGACUUUCAGUCUGGAUCCAGAUUAGUUCUAAAACCCAGUUCAGAUGUGCAGCCAGGAUAUGGAUCAGAUCUGGAGCCUGAAUCUAUAUCAGUGGAGACUAGAAACCUAAAACCUGGAUCUGGAUCAGAUGAUCUUAAACCUGGAUCCAGAUUAGAGGACACCAGUGACUUCCAGGUUUGCUCCACAUCAGUCCUGAAGCCCAGAUCCAGCUCAGAUGUUCAGCCCGGACCCAAAUCUGACAUGAAGUCUGGGUUCAGAUGGGAGAUCAGAGACCUGAAGGUAGGAUCAGAGGACGGAGAGCUCAGAGAAGAGACAGAGCAGAACCGACCUGCUGCUGGAGACACCACCAGUGGGCAGAUGGCAGAGCAGCAGAGCAUGCUGGGAAAGGACACCACAAGUGGAGCAGACUCCGCCCACCACAUCCUCCGGACCAAUCAGAGGCUGCUGUCAUCAUUUGAACAUCUAGCAGAAGAGGUCAGAAGGUUGAUGUCCACCAGCUGUGGAGGAGGACUGAGUGCAGCCCAACACACUCUGAACACACACCUGGACACACUGACUCAGGCUGCAGCUCGUGAAGCAGAGAACCUGCAGCAGAGUCUGGAUCAGCUCAGAACCAGCAGGAAGCUGUUGCCUCUGAAGGCUCUGACGGAGCAGCUGAAGAGGGGCAGCACCAGAACUAGUCCACCUUCAUCCAGGCCAAUGGGUCGGGUCCAUGUGGUUCUGAAGGACCUGCAGAGUCUGAACAGCAGAAUCACCUCAAAGCUGCAGCAGCUGGAACCGCUGGUCAUGUUCCUGAGGACCACACAGCAGGUGGAGGAGGAGAUGGAGGAACAGAUGGCGGUCUACAAGAAGCAGCUGAAGGAGGAAGAGAAGGAAGAGGAGGAACAGGAAGUGAGGUUGACCAGUAGGUCACCAGAGAAGAAUAAAGUCGCCGUCUGCUGGGAUGAGAGGCUGCAGAGGCUCAUCACUGCUCAGGAACUGGGAAACAGCUGUAUCCAUGCUGUCACCAUGGAGUCGGACUCGACCUUCAAUCAGUCGGUGGUUUUGGUGAUAAAACAGAAAAUGAAGCAACUCAACGAAACAAAACGAGAUGUGAUGAAGCUGAAGAACCAGGAUCAGCUGAAGAACCAGGAUCAGCUGAAGAACCAGGACCAGCUGAAGAACCAGGAUCAGCUGAAGAACCAGGACCAGCUGAAGGAUGAAAAGAAGAUCUGCAGGGGAUACGAGGACAGACUGAGGAAGACCCUACAGGACCUGCUGUGUGUCUUGGACCUGUUGGACUCGUGCACUCGGGUGGACCUGGGUUCAGACUUUCAGACCUCCAAGCUGCUGCAGAGCUUCAUUCAGGCCAAACCUCACUUCAGCCAGCUGGAUGCUGAUGUGCAACAGCUGCUCAGCAGCUUGGAGGUUCUGAGAGUCCAGAACCAGCUGGAGGUGACGGAGGAGGAGCUGGAGGAGCUGCUUAAGCUCCAUCAGAUGGUGAAGCACAAGAUCCAGCAGAGCGAAUCCAUCCUGGACCUAAGCAGCAGGUUCCAUCUCACAGCAGGACAGCUGGAGGCGCUGCUGCUCUCUGAACCCUGCAGCUCUACUGAACAGAACCGACACCAGCAGCAGCAGAUCCAGAACCUGAUCGAGACCAGCUCAGUCCUGAAGAACCACAUCUGUACAGCUGUAGCACACCCUGGGGCUCCAGGGUUUCAUCUGCAGCAGCUCCUCCUUCGUCUGGUUCGUCUGGACUCUUGGUUUGUUUGGUGGAAGAACGAAGCGGCUCAACAGGAAGAGAAACUGCAGUUGAUUCACCUGCUGCACAAUGACAUCAUCCAGCUUCGUGACUCUUUUAAGCACCUGAAGAAACGUUUCAGCAAUGUAAAGUUUAACUACCUGAAGAGGAACGACAGAAACAGGAACAUGAAGGCUGUGAGGAACCAGCUGCAGCAGGUGGAGAUGUUCCACAACAAGCUGCAGGCUCUCAGGAGGCGCCUGCAGGGUUUGGUGUCUCGGCUCGGCUCGGAGGCGAAGGUCGGAGGUGUCGCCCGCGAGGUGGACGACAACGCCAACGAGCUGCAGAGGCAGAUGGGAGAGUUUGAGCGAAGUGUGAACGAGCACAGAAAAACUCUGGACAUGACAUGCAGACUGCAGGAGGCCAUGGAGGAGUACCAGUUCUGGUGUGAGGAAGCCAGCGCCACCAUCGCUCGGGUUGGAAAGUUCUCCUCAGAGUGUCACAGCACAGAAGCUGUGUCGGUUCUGUACCGACAGUUUGAGAAGUUCGUUUGGCCGACAGUUCCUCAGCAGGAAGAGAGGAUCAGUCAGAUCAGCGAGCUGGCAGUCCGACUGCACGGGGUGGAGGAGGGUCGGCGCUACAUCGAGAAGACGGUCAGCAAACACUCGGAGAUGGUGGAGUCCAUCAGGGAGCUGAGCGAUGGGCUGAUGGAACUGGAGGCCAAACUGAAGCUGGAGAGUCUGAAGCAUCAGAAGAACGAAGAGGAGCAGAAAGAAGAGCCUAAGAGGAGAGACAGCGAUGAUGAUGAGGAUGAGAUGAAGCAGAGUGAUAACCGGAGAACACAGGAGGUCGACAUGUAUGAGCUGAAGGAAACAGGCCACACCCCCGAACUGACCACUGAGCAUGAUGGGAAAGAGGCUCCUGUGAAGGCUGCAGCCAAUCAGAGGGCUCGGUUCCAGAGGAGCUCCAACAGAUGGACGGAGAUCUCAGACAGCAGUGUUCAGCUGCAGGGUGACGUCACACAGUCCUACUGCUCCACCCACACCUUCAGCCUGACCUGCUCCUCAGCCGACGCCAACCGAAGGGCCCACGCCAUCCAAUUACAGCUUCAGGCCACGCCCCCUCCACCUGUGAUUGGUCUGUCGUUCUCUGACAUCCAGAGGGAGUUCCAGGUGAAAGCGGGACAGCAGGCAGCUUCAUGUGAUCCAAACAUGAUACAGGAUGCAUCAGAAACAGGAGGCCUGUCAGAGGCGGAGCUCCAACAACAGGAAGUGAUGACGGAGGAUUCUCUAUCCAAUGACGAGUACGAGUGUGCAUCACCCGACGACAUCUCCCUUCCGCCGCUGGCAGAGACGCCUGAAUCCAACACGGUCCAAUCAGACAUGGAGGAGGGCUUCUGUUUCUGCUCCAGCAUCAACCAGAGCAGCCAGCAGGACCAGUCAGAACCGGCCGGUACCGGUUCAGAGAACGGUCGAACUCCUCCCUCCAACCUGCAGAACACUAUGAGGUCCAGAUCAGAGUCCGGCUGGGUUCAGACAGUUCCUGAUCCAAACUCCCUAAGCAGCACUGUGUGCAGCAUCCUGAGAACCACAGAGACCAUCACCACUAACACUCUCCUGAGGGCCCAUCUCUCCCAAGGCAGCCCUGAACCAAACACCCCCUCUGGAUCAGUCCAGGAGAGCAGCACUACAGACCAAGACCAAGACCAUGCUGUUGCUGAAAGGAGUCCUUCUCCCACUCCUCUGGCCGAUCCCACUCCACAGGCAGAUCCCACUCCACAGGCAGAUCCCACUCCACAGGCAGAUCCCACUCCUCUGGCAGAUCCCACUCCACAGGCAGAUUCCACUCCACAGGCAGAUCCCACUCCACAGGCAGAUUCCACUCCCAGGGCUGAUCCAGACUCAUUCCUUCACAGUGACAACAUCAAGCUUCACACAUGCACCCCUCAACCCACCACUUUUCUCUGUGAAAACAGCACUGGGACAGAAUGGAUCCUCCAUCACAGUUCCUCCCAAACUGAGAGGGAAACCAGGGCCCAAAGAGAAGGUGUCAGCAGAACCAGAACCAGUUCAGUAACUCAGCAGACCGUUCACCCCCUCUCCUUCCCUUCAGAUAGUCAGUUAACCAGGCCUAAGGACAGCAGCUGCUCAUCAAUCCCCUACAGUCCUCCUCGGUCUGACCUGGAUGUCCUGAACACGUCCUCCACCGCCACCCAACAGACAGUUUGCAGUCAGUCCUGUCCGUUCAUUGUCCCACCAAGCAGCAGGCCUCAGGACCAAGCCGCUGGCCCAGUCGGCAUCAGCAAUGACACAUUUAGCUACCAUCACACGGUCUCCUCCAUCCAUGAGUCCCUGACCUGCACCUGUACUCAGCAGUGUGUGCAUUUCCCUGGCAUACCUCCCAGCAGUUUCACCCGGCCUGGUGCUCCUCCUCAGGACCUGGCUAACCCGCAUGUCCCUCCCCCAUCCUCUCCAUCCCAUCUACUAACUCCAGACCAGGACCCAGACAUCUGUCUGCCCAUGGCCAUCAAAGAGGAGAUCCAGCUCACUCCUCAGAUCCAGGGCCCCCCCCUUCCUGCCCCUCCUCAGGCAGAGUCUCUUCCACAGGGAAAAGACUCUCGUUCUGGACGUCCCUGCUUCACCAGGCCCCUGUCCAGAGCCACCAUCAUGGAGGGCUCUCCGGUGACGCUGGAGGUGGAGGUGACGGGACACCUGGAGCCCAGGCUCACCUGGUGGAGAGAUGGAGGGGCGUCGCCCCGCCAGGACCCGGACCUCCUCCUGGUCGAGGACCCGGACCUCAUCCUGGUCGAGGCUCCAGACGCUCGUCACAGCAGCGGUGAACUGUGGUUGGUGGACGAGGUGUUUGACAUCAUGAGUGUGGACGCCUGGUUUGGGACUCUGUGUGUUCUGAUGUGGCUGCUCUACUUCAUCCUGCUGUAGAUUAUCCUGCUCUAGAUCAGUGGUUCUUAACCUUUUUGACCUCUAGGCCCAAUUUUCCCAGUACGAAGUGAUCCGGGGCCCAUUUUAAUAUGAACAUUUUCAUUACAGUUGAUCCGAGUCUGAGUUUGAAUUGUAUUCAAUAACUAAAACAAGUCCACUUACAGUUUAACAAGCUAAAACCUUGUAAAAUAAAUGAUAUGAUACACUGUGAUCAUCUCAAAGACAUUUCUUUAUAUCAUGUAUGUAAACCUGCACAUACAACACAGAACAAGUAAGCAAUUAGAACAAAUCAAGUUGCAACAAGAACAAAUAUAAAGGCUCAAGCCAAGCAUAUUAACAAAAAAUUUAAAAAAUCUGAAAUCCAAACAUAUUUUGAUUUAGAUACUCAAAAAACUGAAGAGAAAUUCUGAUAAAUAAAACUCUGUGGUAAUAAAAUAAAUACAUUCAAAAUAAUAAACGUUUAAAAUUAAAUGUAAAUAAAAUUUACAUAAAGUGCAAUUGAAAAUAUUGACUUAUAACCUGCUGACAAAUUUGACAAUUUAGCAGUCUUCAUUUCUUUGCUCCAAAAAAACCCUCUAAAAUUCUAUACAAACUCUACAAACAUUCUCUGCAAACUACAAAUUUGUGACAAAUGAACAUUAACAACAGUCACAAGAGUCCAUUUUUUUAAACAUGCAACAACUCCCAUUCUAUGUUGACCUCUUAAUGAGACAGUUGGGCCUGCUUCUCAGACAUGAUCAGAUCUAGUCUGGGUGGAAUGGGGGAAAGGCUCACUCUCAGGGUAGCCUCCAGUGAUGCUCUGAAUCUGUUUCGAGCUUUAAUCUUAGUUGUGGCCACACUCAACACACUGGGCUCUCGGCUCUGCCUUGCUACCUCCCUUCACAAAGCUGAACUUAAUAAAGUCAGGGUUGUUCUUCCGCACAAAUUUCGCCUUUGAGGAGGGGGUGGCAUCAAUUUCAUCUUCAUUUUUUCGUUUUAAAAACUUCAUAACUUCUGUCAAAACUUUGCUGCUGGCUUCUUCUGUUCCUGUUUAUUGGAGCGUGUUCAACAACUGAAUGAUGCUUCACUUGCCACCAAGUGGUGGGGAGCUGCAUUGCGGUCCCGUGGCCCUCGUGGCCCACAAGUGCAGAAGUGAAAAUUUUUCGCGGCCCAGUAGUUGGCGCUCGCGGCCCAUCCUAUGGUUCAGAAUCACUGCUCUAGAUCAUCCAGCUCUAGAUCAUCCAGCUCUACAUCUUCUUGCUCUAGAUCAUCAUCUAGAACAGUGGUUCCCAACCUGUUUGGCUUAGAGCCCCCCCAUAGGAUGAACCCCCCCCCAUAAGUACACUACAAUACAUAAGAGGGAAGUUAAUGAAUUGUAUUACUAAUAGAAAAUUCCCUAAAAUUAUGAAAAAUAUAAUAUUUUAUAUCAAACCAAGAGUUGUACUCUGACGAGGAGGAGAGAGUUUAUGGCUGCAGUAAAUUUAGUGACACUACAAUGCAUAAGAGUUAAGUUAUUGAUUUUUUUUUUUAACCAUAAAAAAAAUCCUUAAAAUUAUGAAAAAAAAUGUAAUAUCAAACCAAGAGUUGUAGUAUGAUCAGCAGGAGUCAGUUGCUGGCUGCAUUUGUGUCUCUUUGCUGUUGCAGCGGUUUUGCAUUUUGCAGACGGUUCCUGUUCACUCGUUGCACAACCGGCUGCUCAUAGACAUCAGUGUUAUUUCUGCAGCUACUUUUGAUUAAACUGGGCUUGUAGCACAUUGUCUAGCUUACAACGAUGGGAAAGAGGCAUUGUUUAUGUUUAGACAACGUAUAUUUAAUGAGUUAUUGAUGCCGGAAGUCCGAAUUAGUGAAUAUCUUUCCGACUUUACAAACUGUGUUUUGUUUCCUGACGUCUCCGUAAUUCGCUGGCUUCAUGCUGUCAUUUACGAGCAUUUCACCACAAAUAACAUAAUUCUGUCUUGUCCUUUAAUAAAACCAAAUUUAAGGUAA